CACCUCUUUCAAGCCACUCCUCUUUCUGGAAUGAAGCAAAACCUGAAACCACUCCCUGUCCCUGCCUUGGUCAUCAGUUAUAUUCCCAAACUCUAUGAUAUGCGUUAUCAGUGAGAGAGGACAUGGCGAAGCAAGGAGAUCAGCUCGACCGAGAAAAACUCUGCUGUUCAAUCUGUCUGGAUCUACUGACGGAUCCAGUGACUAUUCCCUGUGGACACAGCUACUGUAAGAGCUGUAUCAAACUCCGCUGGGAUGAAGAGGAAAAGGACGACAUCCUCAGCUGUCCUCAGUGCAGACAGAUCUUUAAAAUGAGGCCUGCUCUCGUGAAAAACAUUGUGUUGACAGAUUUAGUGGAGGAACUGAAGAAGACUGGACUCCAAGCUGCUCCAGCUGAUCACUGCUACGCCGGACCUGGAGAUGUGGCCUGUGAUUUCUGCACUGGGAGAAAGCGAAAGGCUUCUAAAUCCUGUCUGCAGUGUCUGGUCUCUUAUUGUGAGCAGCACCUCCAGCCUCACUAUGAGGUUGCUCCGUUAAAGAAGCACAAGCUGCUAAAACCAUCUGCAAAUAUUCAAGAGAACAUUUGCUCUCGUCACAAUGAGGUGAUGAAGAUUUUCUGCCUCACUGAUCAACAGUGUAUCUGUUAUCUCUGCUCCAUGGAUGAACAUAAAGGCCACAACACAGUCUCUGCUGAAGCAGAAAUGAUAAACAAGAAGAAAGAGCUCGGCCUGAGUCGGCAAAAAAUCCAACGAAGAAUCCGGGACCAAGAGAAUCACGUGAAGAUGCUUCAGCAGGAGGUGGUGGCUAUAAAUUGCUCUGCAGAUAAAGCAGUGACAAACACUGAGAAGUUGUCCACUGACUUGGUCAAUGUCAUCGUGAGAGGAAGCACUGCUGUGAAGCGUAAGAUCAGGUCCCAGCAGUUCACUGAAGUGAGUCGGGCCAAAAAGCUUAAAGAGAAGUUGGAGCAGGAGCUCGUUGAACUGAGAAGGAAAGACACUGAGUUGGAGAAACUCUCACACACAGAGGAUCAAAUCCAGUUUCUUCACAAUUACGUCUCGUUGCCACCCCUCAGCAAAUGUACCUUAUGUCCCCUACCUAGCUCCAAUACUCAUCCUCUGCAAUAUUUUGAGAACGUUUCAAAAGCUGUAUCGGAGGCCGGAGGCAAACUAACAGGAACAUCCACUGAGGAAUGGAACAAGAUCUCAAUGACAGUAACUGAAGUGGAUGUUUUGCUGCCUCAAGACCCAAAGACCAGAGCUGAACUUUCACAAUAUGCAGUUCAGAGGAAUCAGCUCACACUGAAUCCAAACACAGCAAACACACGACUGGUAUUAUCUGAAGAGAACAGAAAAGCCACAUCAGUGAAAGACACACAGUCAUAUAUUGGUCACCCAGAGAGAUUCAUGUACAAUGCUCAGGUUCUAAGUAGACAACAGCUGACUGGACGUUGUUAUUGGGAAGUACAGUGGAGUGGACUGGGAGUCUCAGUAGCAGUUGCAUACAAGGACAUUGCCAGAACCGGAAAGGAAAGUGUAUUUGGAGACAAUGAGAAGUCCUGGGUAUUGGAGUGCUGCUCCAAUGGCAACUAUAACUUCAAACACAAAGGCAAUAGAAAAACCAUACGAGGCCGUCAGUCCUUCAGAGUUGGAGUGUUCCUGGAUCACAGAGCAGGUAUUCUGUCUUUCUAUGAAAUAUCUGAAACUGUUACUGUCCUCCACAGAGUCCAGACUACAUUCACCCAACCACUCUAUGCUGGACUUGGCAUUUGUUAUUUUGGAUCUACAGCUGAGUUGUGUGAAGUUAGGAGAGACAUCAAGAGUUAGAGGAUUUUCCUCAGCAAACAACAGCUGUUUAGAUAAAUGGUUGACUCACUGUUGUGACAGCUGGUGUAACCUAUUGUGUGGUGUAUUUACUGUAGUUCUCUUUAUUGUUCCAUAUUUGGUUUGUCUUCUCCACGAUUUGAAAAUUAGUCGACACUGUAAGCUUUCUUUUUUGUUGCUGUUUUAAUCACUAUUUUGCUUCAUUAAUAGUGAGGUAAUUUUCCUCCACAAUGCUAACAUACUUCUUGUGUAUAUAAUGAAUAUGUAAAUGGAAAAACUAAAUUUCUCAGUAGUUUUCCUCUUUGUUGUAUAUUUCUAUUAUUGCUGUUAUAUUACUGCAUGACCCUUAAUAUAACAAGAAAUCCAUUUAUCACUGGUGAAGAGUUGAUUGAAUGUUUUAAUUCCUGUCUUUUUAUAAAUGUCUUUGGGAAAGUGCAGUAAAGAUGUGGCAGUUAUUUUUGCUAAUCAAUAGGUGGAGUAAUGUUUAUCUUCUUCCUGACAUACUGGUUUAAUUGUACAUUUGUUGAUGGACAAAUUGAGUCUUGUAAUGAGAUUUCAGACACUGUCUUUGCAAUGGAUGCUGUAUAAACCCAAUAAAACAUUCUACAUCACA
Lates calcarifer (barramundi perch) is the source of this 2430-nucleotide messenger RNA. RefSeq names its product tripartite motif-containing protein 16-like. The transcript has a single exon. Gene Ontology annotation, molecular function: zinc ion binding; protein binding. The record is from RefSeq and is a predicted model, not a curated record. Bases 123 to 1820 code for a protein of 565 amino acids. Lineage: Eukaryota; Metazoa; Chordata; Actinopteri; Centropomidae.